Molecule: messenger RNA, 1801 nt
Organism: Ostrea edulis (European flat oyster)
Lineage: Eukaryota; Metazoa; Mollusca; Bivalvia; Ostreida; Ostreidae
Product: DNA polymerase beta-like
Exons: 14
Coding region: 302-1324 (340 amino acids)
Biological process (GO): double-strand break repair via nonhomologous end joining
Cellular component (GO): nucleus
Molecular function (GO): DNA binding; DNA-directed DNA polymerase activity
Source: RefSeq, a predicted model, not a curated record
UGCACAUCGGAAGGCCUCGGGAACCAGGCUACAGUCUAUUCUGUUUUAGCGGCUUAUAAUAGACCAAAUAUAGGGGGCCUACUAUGAUUUAGCCUGGUUGUAAAUCAAGUGAACGUGUUUAUUUGACAGUAUUGGUAUUUUAAAUUAUAUUUUUUUUGUUAUUUCUUUAAAAAAUGUUUCCCUUUGCCUUUCCCAAAUAAGACACACUUGCGUGUAGAGAAGAAGACGAAAAACCCCAAAACUAUAUAAACCCCGUUCUAGUCUAUAUCAACAAUAGCGUCACCGGUGGCACACUGCAAAGAUGAGCAAGAGAAAGAAUGCAACGACUGACAAUCCCAACAAGGAUUUCUGUGACUUCCUGACGGAAUUGGCAAAUUAUGAGAAAAAUGUCAACAGACAAAUGCACAAAUAUAAUGCCUACAGAAAAGCAGUGGGUGUCCUGGCUAAGCAUCCAACACGGAUCAAGAGUGGAGCAGAGGCUAAGAAACUGGAUGGAGUAGGUGAAAAAAUUGCAAAGAAAAUAGAUGAGUACAUUGACACUGGAUCCUUAUUGAAAUUAGAAAAGAUAAGAGCAGAUGAUACCAAUGUGGCUAUUAAUGAACUGGCAAAAGUUACAGGAAUAGGACCUGCUGCAGCUCAGAAGUUGGUUCAGGAGGGGAUCACCUCCAUCGAAGAGUUGAGAAAACAUCCAGAAAAACUUAAUCACCACCAACAAAUAGGAGUCAAACAUUUUGAAGACUUUGAAAAGAGAAUUCCUCGAGCUGAAAUGGAGCAGAUUCAGGACACUGCCUUUGAUGAGAUCAGAAAGCUGGAUGAUAAAUUUGAGGCAAGAGUAUGUGGCAGCUUUAGAAGAGGUGCUGAAUCCAGUGGGGACAUAGACUUCCUGCUGACUCACCCGGACUACACUUCAAAAACCAAAGGAAAGACAGAUCUCCUACAUCAAGUUGUGAAGAGACUGGAGAAGAAAGGACUGAUCACAGACACAUUGUCUCAUGGGGACUUUAAGUACAUGGGAGUUUGUCGGGUGUUAGAAUCUGGAUCCAGUCCUAGUACCUCCAAAGAACGACCAUUUAGAAGGAUUGACAUCAGGUUGAUACCACAUGACCAGUACUACUGCGCUUUGCUGUACUUCACAGGAAGUGAUGUCUUUAACAAGAACAUGAGGGCCCAUGCCCUGGAGGUGGGCUUUACCUUGAAUGAGUAUACCCUUAGACCUAUCGGCAGCACCGGGACCCCUGGUGAGCCCCUCCCAGUGACAUCAGAGGAGGACAUCUUUGAUUAUCUUGGAAUGGAAUACAAACAGCCAUAUCAGAGGAUUUCGUAAUCAGUCACAUUAAUCACCUCAGGAAUUCUUUGUCAAAACAAUAAUCUUUUGUGAUUAAUUCACAUCAUCUUCUUCAUUAGUAUGCGUAUACAUCUAUUUAGAAUUUUGUGGAGUAGUUAACAAACCAACCACGAGAAAUGUAAGGUUUGUUUUUCAUUCGAUGCAUUUUGCUUGUAACAUUAGAUGACAUUGUCUUAGUAUUUGCAUGUAAUAAUUGUUAAGGAGAAAUGUCACCUGUGUAUGUUGUGUGUAUUUGUAUUGAAUAUCUUGUAAAUCUGACUAUGGUUUGUAUUUGUAAUUAUUGUCCUGUAAAUCUGACUAUGGUUUGUAUUGAAUGUCCUGUAAAUCUGACUUUGGUAUGACCUCAUGGACUCUGGCAGCUAAUGAAAUGGUCCUUCAUCACUGUUAUAUAUUUAUACAUGAGUGUAUAUACACGAGACUGCAAUUAAAGUUUUAUCAUUGAAAUGAUACAGUGUA